GGCACACUUGCGCAUCUCAUCGAGGCUCAAGGCUCAAGACCUCGACUGGAACACAGUCCUGAAGAACAGUUCUUUUGCUUUUCUAGAGGAUCUUCUGGCCCCAGGCAGAUAGCCCUAUCACAGAACGACUGGCCUUGAGCCGCGAUCGAGACGUGGCCAACACUUGAGGACCCUUAACUCGUCCAAGUUCUGACCAAAAAAGUACUACUCACCGCGCUUGAGCCGAAGAUUCGAUGAUGGCUCGCCACAGAACAUCGCGCUCACCGUCUCCUGCAGGAAGUCGAGGAAGCCGCCAUGACGACAGACGGGAUCGUGAUCGUGACCGUGACCGCGGCCGACGGGAUGCCCCGAGGGAUCGUCGACGCAGCCGCAGCCCUGGUCGCUACCGAGACCACUUCGACAGGGACCGAGAUUCAUACCGUCGCCGGGACCGCUCCGUAGACCGGAGAGAUCGAGACGACGACUAUUAUCGUGGCGGCCGAAGAGCUGGAGCCUCCUACAGGGACGGGGACAGGCAUCGCUCCCGGGAGCGAGACAGGUCUCCGCCACGCCGUCGAGACAGAAGCAGGGAGAGGGAGAGGGAUGCUCGUGGGAGACGCGAUGAUUCCCAGCUUCGCACCCGGCGAGAGGGCACCGCCGACUCAAAUGCGUCACGAAGCAAGACUGACGACGGACGCCCGCGAGGCCCUACCUCCGCAGCAAAACCAGGCCCAAAGGAUGCUGAAGCCGCUAAGUCUACACAAACCCAAGCUCAGGCCCAAAGUGAUAAACAGGCGGAACGACUUGCUAAACUUGAGGCUUGGAAAAAGAAGACCCUGACCAAGCAGGCGACCAAGGAGACAGAUGCCACGAGCACGCGGAAGCUCCUUGCCGAGAUGGAUGGCAGGGCGAGCGGCACUCCAACUGUCAUAGCCUCGCCGUCAAAUGGCACGCCCGGAGCUGCCUCCCCCAGCACUCCGCAAGCCGCGCAGGAAGCAUCCCCUACUGUUCCUUACGCGGGCAAGUUCGACCCUAAAGCGAUCGCGAAAAAGUCAGCGGCCCGCCAUCACUCGCCUGUACCCCUGGGCGACAUACCAGGAGCACCGGCGACAUCUGGAAAGGCAGCCAAGAAUGUCUCGUCUACAGCUUCCGCACUACCGACUGGCAAGAAUAUCAGCGGCUUUGGCUUUCAAAAGGCGAAUGGGGAUGGAGAAAAGCCAUCUGCCAAGCGGAAGCUGCUUCUGGAUGAUGAAGAGACAUCAAACCGCAAGUUAGCAAAGCUUCCCGACAUUUCGUUGGAGGAUGCGGAUGCCACUCCGUUCGCUAAUCAAGAAGAUGAAUCCGAUUCCGAUGGUGAUAACUUUGCUGGCACUGAGGAAGAAGCUGCCGCCGCCGCCCGAGCAGCACAUGACAGGCGGGAGGAGAGAAUCCUACAGCAGAGCAUGGCUAUGCAGACAGACGAGACUGAAAAAGAGGCCGAAACAGAACCCACACCUGCUCCAGCAGCGAGUGAAGAAGCUCCCUCGGCUCCAGCCCAACCAGAAGCCGUCCCUGAGGCCAUGGAAGUUGACGACGAUAUCGACCCACUGGAUGCUUUCAUGGGAGAUCUCGCAGACGACUCAACCACAAAAGCCGCCAAACCCCGCAGCAAACAAACCAAUAAGCCCCAGGAAAAAGAGCCAGAGGUCUACUUUUCAGACGACGAGUACGACUACAUGGACAAGGCAGAGGCAAACCCUGAGUCAAUUCUAGCUAUCACAGCCAAGAAGAAGAAGAAGGACAUCCCCAAGAUCGACUACAGCAAGAUCGAGCUCAAUCCCAUACGGAAAAACUUCUGGUUCGAACCGUAUGAGCUCAGCCAGAUGACUGAGGCAGAGGUUACCGAACUGCGUAUGGACUUGGAUGGUAUCAAAGUCUCCGGGAAAGACAUCCCAAAACCUGUCCAGAAGUGGUCGCACUGCGGUCUCACCCAUCCCAUGUUGCAUGUCAUACGUGAAUUGGGAUACGAAAAGCCCACGCCAAUUCAGAUGCAGGCGUUGCCAGUCAUCAUGUCCGGCCGCGAUGUCAUUGGUGUCGCUAAGACGGGAUCCGGAAAGACGAUGGCGUUCCUGCUUCCUAUGUUCCGUCACAUCAAGGACCAGGAUCCCGUUCGAGAUGACGGCCCGAUCGGUCUUAUCCUGACACCGACACGAGAGCUUGCUACCCAGAUCUUCCGUGACUGCAAACCUUUCCUUUCGGCAUUAAACUUGCGUGCUGUCUGCGCGUAUGGCGGCCCGCCAAUCAAGGAUCAGAUCGCUCAGCUUAAGGCUGGCGCAGAAAUUAUCGUUGCAACUACAGGGAGAUUCAUCGACCUCCUGGCCGCAAACCAGGGUCGUGUCGUUGGCCUCAAGCGCACAACCUUUAUCGUGUUGGACGAAGCUGAUCGAAUGUUUGAUAUGGGCUUCGAGCCUCAGGUUAUGAAGAUCUUCGCCAAUGUCCGGCCAGACCGCCAGACUGUGUUGUUCUCCGCGACCAUGCCUCGCAUCAUUGACGCAUUGGUGAAGAAGGUCCUAAAAAAUCCCGUCGAGAUUACUGUGGGCGGUAAGAGCGUCGUAGCUCCCGAGAUCACACAGAUUGUGGAGGUUAGGGAAGAGAAGGACAAGUUCUUGCGUCUCCUCGAACUGCUCGGCAACUUAUACGCUGAUGAUGAUGAUGUUCGCGCGCUGAUCUUUGUCGAGAGACAAGAAAAGGCGGAUGAUCUGCUCCGGGAGCUGUUGCGAAAAGGUUACGGAUGCAUGUCUCUCCACGGCGGCAAAGAUCAAGUGGAUCGUGACUCGACAAUUACCGAUUUCAAGAGCGGAGUGUGCCCUGUCCUGGUCGCAACCUCGGUCGCAGCUCGCGGUCUUGACGUCAAGCAGCUCAAGCUUGUGGUUAAUUAUGAUGCACCAAACCACCUGGAAGACUAUGUUCAUCGUGCUGGCCGCACAGGCAGGGCCGGCAACACCGGUACGGCGGUGACCUUCAUUACUGAAGAGCAAGAAAAUUGUGCACCGGGCAUUGCGAAAGCUCUGGAGCAGAGUGGCCAGCCUGUCCCGGAUCGGCUUGAACAGAUGCGCAAAGCGUGGAGAGAGAAAGUCAAGGCUGGUAAGGCAAAAGACCAGUCUGGUUUCGGCGGUAAAGGUCUGGAGCGUCUGGACAAAGAACGCGAGGUUGCACGCCAGAGAGAGCGCAAGACCCAUAAGGCUGAGGGCGACGACGAGGACGAAAAGGAGGAAGCACCAGCUGAUGACGAGAAGAAGAACAAGGCUGCGUCAGCAAUCCAGCAGGCCGUUUCUGCCGUCGUCUCUCGCGAUGCUGCCAAGGCCGCCGCCGAAGAGGGCAAGGCCGCCGCGGCGGAGGCCGGCGCGACAGAGGCCGGAGGCGCCAAGGGAGGCGCGCUCGACAAGGCCGCCCAGGCGGUCAACGACAUCAACGCGCGUCUCGCCCGCGCCGGCCAGCUCCGCCCAGGGCAGCCCAUCGACAACAAGGGCCCUGACGCCGGCGCGUUCCACGCGACGCUGGAGAUCAACGACUUCCCGCAAAAGGCAAGGUGGGCCGUCACCAACCGCACCAACGUGGCCAAGAUCCUCGAGGCGACGGGCACAUCCAUCACGACCAAGGGCAACUUCUACCCGGCGGGCAAGGAACCGCCGGCCGGAGCCGAGCCGAAGCUCUACAUCCUGAUCGAGGGCGACACCGAGGUCGUCGUUAGCAACGCGCUCACGGAGCUCACGAGGUUGCUGAGGGAGGGUACGAUCGCGGCGGCGGACGCGGAGAACCGCGCCCCGGCCAGCGGGCGGUAUACCAUUACAUGAUCGGCUGGCUCCAGGCAGUUCCCACCGACCGCGGGCAGACUAUGGGGUUCGAAGGGUGCUUUGUCUCUCGCGCACAAAGACCGCCCUAUACACGAUGCUGUGCAAUCUGUACUACACACCUCAAAGGGAGGGGAGUUUCAUGAACCAAUAGCUUAGGCGCAUAGGCAUCAACAGGCAGCAAGUCAAAUACGUAUCUACCGUCCUCGUCGUCCGAACAAUUGACCGCCUUUCUGUGUGCGUGGGCUUGUGAGCUGCGUGGUUUCCGUACGCCCCCCGUGUCUAGUUUCGUUUGGGGAUUGCAUGGUUCGAGGCAACCCCCAGCCAUGAGCUGUGAUCGUCUGAUUGUUUCUGCCCAUCAGACCAUUAGGGGCUGAAACGUUCAAAGUGUCCCGAUUGAACGCCCUGGCUGCCUCCCUCUCUAUUCCUAAACUGCCAAACAGGUCCGCAUAUAGGGCUAUUAAUUAUUAUAGUCAUUGGCGCGACGUGCGACCUCUCUCCUCUUCGCAGACUUCGCUUGAUCUGUCGACGCGUGGGACUAAUGUCUCUUCUUGUCUUGGCAUUGAGUGAGCGAUGAAGCGAACGGUGCUGGCUAAUAAGUUGAUCUCUUGUGCGUUGUCGUCAUUUGCUCUGUAAUCACUUGUGGGCUUUCAUGUCGGCUGGCAAGGCACGGUUGGCGAUCAAGGAUAUCUUGUUUGCACCAAAGCAGCAAGCACAUCGGUUCACACAUGAAUAAAUGGCAAGUGACUUGCACAUGGA
Diaporthe batatas is the source of this 4568-nucleotide messenger RNA. RefSeq lists its product as uncharacterized. The transcript is spliced from 3 exons. Bases 234 to 3812 code for a protein of 1192 amino acids. The record is from RefSeq and is a predicted model, not a curated record. NCBI's taxonomy places the organism in Eukaryota, Fungi, Ascomycota, Sordariomycetes, Diaporthales, Diaporthaceae. Gene Ontology annotation, molecular function: ATP binding; RNA helicase activity; nucleic acid binding.